Messenger RNA from Colossoma macropomum (tambaqui), 9176 nucleotides. RefSeq names its product nuclear mitotic apparatus protein 1 (gene numa1). Gene Ontology annotation, molecular function: microtubule binding. The record is from RefSeq and is a predicted model, not a curated record. Gene Ontology annotation, biological process: establishment of mitotic spindle orientation. NCBI's taxonomy places the organism in Eukaryota, Metazoa, Chordata, Actinopteri, Characiformes, Serrasalmidae. Gene Ontology annotation, cellular component: spindle pole; spindle microtubule; centrosome.
AACGUCGUCACAGUGAGCGGAGCUGUAACUGCGGUCAGUUCGGUGCUGCAGCGCUGAUAAAGCCGGACUGUGUUUCUCAGCGAAGCCGCUUAAAGCCUCUUCAUCUCUCCUUCAUCGCUCACAGCGCUCGGAGUCUGUCUGAGGACUGAAAUCAGGAGCGUUAAACUGGACCGGAGCGGAGCUUCAGCAGCUGCAGUUCGUCUCUGAGACAGUGAUGGCGCUGCAUCCGGCCAAGAGAGAGGCGCUGGUGGCGUGGGUGAACAGUCUGGACCUGGGCGAACGUGUGGAGAGAUUCGCUGACCUGCAGGAUGGCCGGCUGCUCCUAAAACUCACCUAUAAACUGAAGGGGGAGGAGCCCAGCCAGGCUCCUGUAGACCUGCCCCAAGAACAGAGAUGGUCCAUCGUCUCUGAUUUCCUCCACGGCGUCUGUCAGGAACAGCUUGUUCUUCCCUCAGGAGAACCCACCUCCAACAGAGAACAGCUGGAGCUCCAGCUCGCCAAGGUGGUUCUGCUGCUGUGCUACAUCGGUCUAAUUAACAACAAGCUGGUGCCUAAAGCUGAGUUUGAGACGGAACUGCAGAUGGCAUCAAUGUUACGUCAUGUCCAGCAAGGGGAGAAUGGCUUCUCUCUGUCUGAGGGUCUAGAUAAACUUCUCACUGUCAGCCCGCUGAUACACACCUCCUCCAGCAGCAGUGUAUCAUCUUACAGUGACGAAGGAUCACCGUUUUUUACCCGAUCUCGUUCUCCACUUGUUUCCUUCCUGGAGCUCAACACUGUGGCCUCCAGCUCUUUUGUUGGCUCUCCAAUCCAGGAGAUCAUAAACACACCGCAGGUCCAGCUGAGGAGGCUUCGGAAGGAGCUGGCGCGCGAGGGUGACGUGAGGGACGAGCUGGAGCGAGAGCUUUCCGAGCACAUCUCUACCAUCUCUGAGAAGGAGGGUCAGAUCUCUCAGCUCCAGCACAGACUCCAGCGCUUGCUGAGGGACCAGGAGGAGCUUGAGAAGGAGCAUAAAUCUGCGCUGCUGGAGCUGCAGCAGAGGAAUGAAGGGGUCCUCAAAAGAGUUCAUGAGGUCCUAAAGCAGUGCCAAGAUCUAAAAACGGACAACACCCAAAAAGAUAGAAGAAUUGAUGAGCUGAUGGAAGAGAAUGGAACGCUGGCUGCACAGGUACGAAAUGCUUUUGCCCAGCUGGCACGGGCUGAAGAGGAGGUCUCCAAACUAACAGUGGCCCAUGAGUUGUCCCAAGCAGAGUGGGGGAGCAGAAGAGACUCCCUGCAGGAAGAGCUGAGCCAGGCCAUCACAGACAGGGAAUGCCUUAGUGAACAGAUUCAGAUCUUACAAGGCAAGAUCUCAGUUUUAGAGGAUGAGCUCUCCAAAGUGUCAGUACAACUCCAAGAAAAAGGUGAAGUUCUGGGGCCUGUUAUGGAGAGGGAGAAACUGAAGCAGGAACUGGCAGACUUGUCAUUAAAACUGUCCCAACUCGAAGAAACCAUUUCCCGCCUCCAGAAAGAAAAGAUAGAUGUUGAGGUGAUGUUGUCAGAAGAGAGAAGCUCUUUUGAAAGGGAAACCUUGCGAUUGCAGGGAUUGAUUUCAGAUCUUCAACAGGCAAUAAACAGCAUUCGGGCAGAGAGGGAGGCCCAGGAACAGACAGCAAGGGAAAAGCAAGAACUUCUUAUUGCCCAAAUAGCAGCUUUAGAAACUGAUCUUAACCGUCUCCAACAGCUGGAAGUCCAGCUAACAGCAGAGAUUGCCAUCUCUGCAGAACUUCGCAAGCAGCGAGUGGAGCUAGAGGCAAAAGUAGCCUCCUUGGAGGACACUGUCAAUAUGCUACGAUCCAAGUGCCAAUGCAUGGAAGUAGAGAGUGAAGCACAGCAGGAGACUCUCAAUGUUCUCAGGGCUGACCUGCAGAAAGCUCAAGCCUCCCUAGUGGAAUAUGAAGAAAAGCUUGCAGACCAUCAAAGAGUGGUAGAUGAAAACACUAAUCUCCGUGCCAGAAUCUCUGCUUUGGACAACACUGUUGCACUUCUGCAAAAUGAGAUUGAUACAGAGAGAAAAAGAGGAGAUGAGGUUCUUGCAGCAAAAGAGCAGCAGAAAUCUCUAAUGGAGGAAAAGUUCCAAAAACAAGAGGAAAGGGCUCAUGAAAUGUUUAUAGAACUAGAGACUCUGAGUCAGGAACUCCGCAAGACGAAGCAGCAGAAACUCCAUGCUGAAUCAUGUAUAGAAAAGCUUACAGAAGAGGGACGAGUACUUGCAGCCAGUCUCACAGAAGAACGAGAUCAGGCCCAGUUACAACUGGUGGUAGUAAGGAAAGCCAAAGAUGAAGCUGAGUUGGAACUACAGCGUAUCAUUGCUGAGCAUCACAGUAAAAUAUGUCAGUUAAAGACUGACAUGAAGAGCAUCCAAGAUGGGCACCAGAAAGAACUAGAGGCUUUGCAGACAGAGAAAGAGCAGAUCUUCUCAGUCAACCAGUCUCUUCAGAUGGAGUGCCAGAGCUUGCAGACAGAGAUUACGAAGCAACAGGAGGCACUCUGUGUGCUCAAGGCUGACCUGCAGAGCUCCCAAGAUGGAUACCAGCAACAUUUAGAGAUGUUGAAAAAUCAGGAAGAGCAACUCUCUUCAGUCAACCAAUCCCUCCAAACUGAGUGCCGGAACUUGCAGGCAGAGAUCAAGGGCCGACAGGAUAUUGUGAAUACUUUGACAGCUGACUUGCAGAACACACAGAAAAGGCACCAGAAAGAUCUGGAGACAUUUAUGAAGGAGAAAGACCAUUUGUCCUCUGUCAACCAGUCCCUCCAGAAUGAGUGCCAGAGCCUGCAGGUAGAGAUCAAGGAGCAACGGGAAGAACUAAAUGUGCUCAAGGCUGACCUGCAGAACACCAAAGAAGGGCACAAGAAAGAUUUGGAGAUCUUGAUCAGUGAGAAGGACCAUCUGUCCUCAGCCAACCAGUCCCUCCAAAUUGAGUGCCAGAGCCUGCAGGUAGAGAUCAAGGAGCAACGGGAAGAACUAAAUGUGCUCAAGGCUGACCUGCAGAACACCAAAGAAGGGCACAAGAAAGAUUUGGAGAUCUUGAUCAAUGAGAAGGACCAUCUGUCCUCAGCCAACCAGUCCCUCCAAAUUGAGUGCCAGAGCCUGCAGGUAGAGAUCAAGGAGCAACGGGAAGAACUAAAUAUGCUCAAGGCUGACCUGCAGAAGACCCAGGAAGGGCACAAGAAAGAAUUAGAGAUCUUGAUCAAUGAGAAGGAGCAUUUCUCAUCUGUCAACCAGUCCCUCCAGAAUGAGUGCCAGAGCUUGCAGGCAGACAUCAAGGGGCAACAGGAGGCUCUAAAUACCCUGAAGACUGAUCUGCAAAACACCCAAGAAGGGCACAAGAAAGAAUUGGAGAUCUUGAUCAGUGAGAAGGAGCAUCUGUCCUCUGUCAACCAGUCCCUCCAAAUUGAGUGCCAGAGCCAGCAGGCAGAGAUCAAGGGGCAACGGGAAGAACUAAAUGUGCUCAAGGCUGACCUGCAGAACACCAAAGAAGGGCACAAGAAAGAUUUGGAGAUCUUGAUCAGUGAGAAGGAGCAUCUGUCCUCAGCCAACCAGUCCCUCCAAAUUGAAUGCCAGAACUUGCAGGCAGAGAUCAAGGGGAAACAGGAGGCUCUAAAUACCCUGAAGACUGAUCUGCAAAACACCCAAGAAGGGCACAAGAAAGAAUUGGAGAUCUUGAUCAGUGAGAAGGAGCAUCUGUCCUCAGUCAACCAGUCACUCCAAAUUGAGUGCCAGAACUUGCAGGCAGACAUCAAGGGGCAACAGGAGGCUCUAAAUACCCUGAAGGCUGACCUGCAGAACACGAAAGAAGGGCACAAGAAAGAUUUGGAGGCACUCAUGAAGGAGAAGGACCAUCUGUCCUCUGUCAACCAGUCGCUCCAGAAUGAGUGCCAGAGCCAGCAGGCAGAGAUCAAGGGGCAACGGGAAGAACUAAAUGUGCUCAAGGCUGACCUGCAGAACACCAAAGAAGGGCACAAGAAAGAAUUGGAGAUCUUGAUCAGUGAGAAGGAGCAUCUGUCCUCAGCCAACCAGUCCCUCCAAAUUGAAUGCCAGAACUUGCAGGCAGAGAUCAAGGGGAAACAGGAGGCUCUAAAUACCCUGAAGACUGAUCUGCAAAACACCCAAGAAGGGCACAAGAAAGAUUUGGAGACAUUCAUGAAGGAGAAAGACCAUCUGUCCUCUGUCAACCAGUCGCUCCAGAAUGAGUGCCAGAGCCUGCAGGUAGAGAUCAAGGAGCAACGGGAAGAACUAAAUGUGCUCAAGGCUGACCUGCAGAACACGAAAGAAGGGCACAAGAAAGAAUUGGAGAUCUUGAUCAGUGAGGAGUGUUUGUCCUCAGUCAACCAGUCCCUCCAGAGUGAGUGCCAGAGCUUGCAAGCAGACAUCAAACGGCAACAGGAGGAACUAAAUGUGCUCAAGGCUGACCUGCAGAGCACCCAAGAUGGGUACCAACAGGAGUUGGAUACCUGGAAGAAGGAAAAGGAGCAUCUUUCUUCAGUCAACCAGGCUCUUCAGAGUGAGUGUCAGAAUUUGCAGGCAGAGAACAAAGGUCAGCAGGAGAUUCUGAAAACCCUAAGAGCUGACCUGCAGAACACCCAAAAUGUGUACCAGCAAGAGUUGGAUACCUUGCAGAACGAACAGAAGCAUCUCUUUUCAGUCAACCAGGCUCUUCAGAGUGAGUGCCACAGCUUGCAAGAAGAGAUCAAGGGGCUACAGAAAACCCUGGAUAGGUAUCAAAAAGAUGUGAAAACUUUGCAGAAUGAAAAGGAGCAUCUCUCUUCAGUCAACCAGUCUGCCCAAAGUGAUUGCCAGAACUUGCAGGCAGAGAUCAAGGGGCAACAGAACACACUGGAUAGGUAUAAAAAAGAUGUGGAAACUUUGCAGAAUGAAAAGGAGCAUCUCUCUUCAGUCAACCAGUCUGUCCAGAAUGAGUGCCUGAGCUUGAGGGCAGAGAAUAAGGGUCAGCACGAGACUCUGAAAAGCCUAAAAGCUGACCUGGAGAACACUCAAAAUGGGUACCAGCAAAAGUUGGAGACCUUGCAAAAGGAGCAGGAGCAUCUCUCUUCGGUCAACCAUUCUCUCCAGAGAGACUGCCAGAGCUUGCAGGCAGAGAUCAAGGAGCUACAGGACACCCAAGAUAGAUAUCUAAAAGCUGUGGAAUCCUUGCAGAAGGAGAAGGAGCAACUCUCUUCAGUCAACCAGUCUGUCCAGAGUGAAUGUCAAAGCUUACAGGCAGAGAGCAAAGGGCAACAGGAGGAACUAAAUGUGCUCAAGGCCGACCUGCAGAACACACAAGAUGAAUACCAACGAGAGUUGGAGACCUUUAAGAAGGAAAAGGAGCAUCUUUCUUCAGUCAACCAGUCUCUCCAGAGUGAGUGCCAGAGCUUGCAGACAGAGAUCAAGAAGCUCCAAAAAACCCAGGAGGACAUGGAAACCUUGCAGAAGGAAAUGGAGCAACUCUCUUCAGUCAACCAGUCUGUCCAGAGUGAAUGUCAAAGCUUACAGGCAGAGAGCAAAGGGCAACAGGAGGAACUAAAUGUGCUCAAGGCCGACCUGCAGAACACACAAGAUGAAUACCAACGAGAGUUGGAGACCUUUAAGAAGGAAAAGGAGCAUCUUUCUUCAGUCAACCAGUCUCUCCAGAGUGAGUGCCAGAGCUUGCAGACAGAGAUCAAGAAGCUCCAAAAAACCCAGGAGGACAUGGAAACCUUGCAGAAGGAAAUGGAGCAACUCUCUUCAGUCAACCAGUCUGUCCAGAGUGAAUGUCAAAGCUUACAGGCAGAGAGCAAAGGGCAACAGGAGGAACUAAAUGUGCUCAAGGCCGACCUGCAGAACACACAAGAUGAAUACCAACGAGAGUUGGAGACCUUUAAGAAGGAAAAGGAGCAUCUUUCUUCAGUCAACCAGUCUCUCCAGAGUGAGUGCCAGAGCUUGCAGACUGAGAUCAAGGGGCAACAAGAUGCUCUGAAUACUCUGAAGGCUGACUUACAGAACACUCAAAAAAGGCACCAAAAAGAUUUGGAGACCUUCAUAAAGGAGAAAGACCAUUUGUCCUCAGUAAACCAGUCCCUCCAGAAUGAGUCCCAGAGUUUGCAAGCAGAGAUUAGAGGGCAACAAGAGCAGCUAAAUGUGUUUAAGGCUGACCUGCAGAACACCCAAGAUGGGUAUCAACAGGAGCUGGAGGCUUUGAAGAAGGAGAAGGAGAAUCUCUGCUUAGUCAAUCAGUCUCUUCAGAGUGAGUGUCAGAUCUUGCAGGUAGAGAUGAAGGGACAACAGGAGGCUCUGAAUAUUGUAAAGGCUGACAUGCAGAAAACUCUUGAUCAGUAUAAAAAGGAACAAGAGGCCUAUCAGAAGGACAAAGAACAUCUCUCAGUGAACCAGUCUCUUCAGAGAGAGUGUGAUGCCUCUCAAAGAUUGGGAGCAGAGUUGGAGUUGAAGCUACGUGAGCAGAAGGAAUCAAUCCUUGCCCUGAAGGAGGCUGCCCAACAAAGAGAGAGGCAGAGCCAAGAACUACAGGAGCAGCUGAAGCUGAAGACUGAAGCAGUGGAGCACUACAAAGAGCAGGUGGAGAAAGCGAAAAUGCACUACAACGGUAAAAAGCAACUGCUGGUGGAGGAACAGGAGGCGCGGCAGGCUUUGCAGGUUUCUCUUGAGACCGCUGUGAGUGAGGUGAAGGCCCUGAAGGCUGAACUGAAACUGUCCUCUAUGGAGCUGGAGAAAACAAAGAUGUCUGAGAAGAAUUUAUUGGUCAAGGUCCAGAGCCUGGAGACCCAGAUGGACUAUGCAGAUCGUCAGUUAAGAGAACAAAGGAAGCAGGCAGGUCAGGGUGCUCAGGUGAAACACAGAGAAAGUCUUUACCUGAAAGUCCCAGCAGAGGUGCAGAACACCAGCACUGACAGCCUGGAACUCGAUCUGGAGGAUUCUCUCAAUGUUGGAGGUAAGCCAGCAGUGCCAGGUGAAUCCAGCACUCCAUUGGUCCGCAGUUCUGAGCGACUGGCUUCAAAGCGACGUGCCCAGGAAAGAGGCUCUCUGGAGACUCUCUACUUCACUCCCAUGAAUCCACGGAGCAAGAGCCAUGAUGCUGCCAACCACCAAAACAAACUGGAAAGCAGCAUCACAUCUCUGGGUGACCUCACUCUUGACUCCACUAAGAAGCUGACUUCUUCUGUCCGAAGACGUCGCACCACCCAGGUCAUUAACAUCACCAUGACGAAGAAAACCCCUGGUGGUGCUGGUGGAGAAGCAGAAGAGUCCUUCUACAGCCUGCACACCACACAGUCCCAACCUAACCUAGCAUCCCAAAAAACCCGCCCCGUUUCCAUGGAGAUCUUCGAGGAGCCGGGUGCAGCGAACUCCAGCGACAAACUUCUUGGCUUGCCCGGAUACCGCCGAAGCAACGUGCACGGAAAUGCUCCUCCACGGGCCCCGAGCACGUUCUGUGUGGGAGCAGAGUAUGAGCCGGAACAUGUUGCUGAUGAUUGGAUGCGUAUCGCGGAGCUCCAGUCACGGAACAAAGCCUGUUUACCGCACUUGAAGAGCAGCUACCCUCUGGAGUCCAGGCCCAGUCUGGGAUUCUCCACUCUUCCGAUAACUGAUGAGGAUGUCCGUUUUGGAGAUCCAGAAGAGACGAUCCGGCGUGCCUCCAUGGUCCCGAGUCAGCUUUCUGAAUCUCUUUCAUCCCACCGACUGUCCCUGGCUCCACCCCCAGCUAGCAGAGACCAUGCCUCCUCUCAGCCACAACGUUACAGCAUGCUGCCGGGUCAGAUUAGUGCAGGAACCGCGGUUCAUCGUUCAUCUCAGGUCUCCAGAGCUUCCACCAAAAUCCACGAGGUCCGCUCAGUCCGAAGCCCGCUGGCCCCCAAACGGCCUGCCGGUCACCUUCAGGACCAGGACACCCCCGAGGCUAAGAAACUGGCGAGUUGUUUUCCGCGGCCGGCAACUCCUAAAAACAGGAACCUUCGAUCUGCAGCCAGCAGCUCUCAGAACAGACCGCCUUCUCCUGCUGACCGCAGACAGUCAAUGGCAUUCGUAAUCGAUAACACCCCGAAGAAAUCCGGCCGAGUGGACAGCAGGCUGCAGCGCGGCAUCAACAAACUCCGCAACAGUGCCCGCAAGUCCCCCGCCGCCACCACCCGUCUGGGCCGGGCCGCUCCACUGGACCGACCGCAGAGGAAAUCCCCGCGAAAUCUCACCGCCAAAUCGCCAAAGAUCCCCACGAGCGCCAAGAAGCUGAUGAAGUUCAGGAUAUUGUGAGAGGCAGUCCUUCAGCUCAACACUUAAAUUUCUUUACAGUGGUGGUGAUAGGAACCAGGGGUCGCCAUGACAACACAAAUAUAGACAUUUUAUUUACUAUCCAAAACCACCAGUGAACCUACACGAGUCUUCUGAGUUUAUAUGGAAUGUUGAUGAUGAAAAAUAGUGGAAAAUCUGAAAUAAUAAGUUUUCUUUGGGGACUGUUUUGCCUCACAGCGCCCUGCAUGUAUCCUUCCACCAUGAGUGGAUUGAAUGUAUUGAUGAGUGAGUAUAAAGGUUGUAGAGCAGUGCUUCUCAACUCUGGUCCUGGAGGCCCAUUGUCCACGUUUUAGUGCUUCUCCUGCUUUAACACACCCACUUUACCUCAGUAAUGGGCUGUUAAUCACUUGGACCAGGUGUGCUGGGAGCAGGGAAAACACGACAAAGUGCAGGACAGUGGGCCUCCAGGACCAGGGUUGAGAAACACUGUUCCAGAGCAUGUAAAGGCUUUUCUCUAGAACCGUACGCCCAUGCCAAGAACCAUUCAGGAGCUUAUUCGGUCACUGAUUCGUACAGCUCAAUUAUAAUUGUAUUUAUGGAUAAUUUUUAUAUGUGUAACCGCUCAUAGUACUUUAUGGAUAUAGAUUAAAUAAUACAGGUUAUUUUUGUUUGGAUCUUAUCAUCUCGCUUUAAUUGCGAGUAUAUCUGGGUCUCUAAAUGCAGAUUAAUCAAAGUUAAGGGUAACCCUCAGUAAUGAUGGGUUAAAAAGCUCAUUUAAAAGGUCUUUUAGGGCUUCAGUCUCACAUUGUGAAUGUGAGCGAUUUGUUUGAAGUUUUCAUUUUCUUUUGACUACAUUUACUUCCUUUUCUCUGUUGUUUGUCUCUUUUUGUCUGUUGUAAAUAAACAGUACCUGCUUUAA